Cuculus canorus (common cuckoo) is the source of this 2723-nucleotide messenger RNA. It is a transcript of the gene USE1, whose product is annotated as unconventional SNARE in the ER 1. Gene Ontology annotation, cellular component: endoplasmic reticulum; SNARE complex. NCBI's taxonomy places the organism in Eukaryota, Metazoa, Chordata, Aves, Cuculiformes, Cuculidae. The transcript is spliced from 8 exons. Gene Ontology annotation, biological process: retrograde vesicle-mediated transport, Golgi to endoplasmic reticulum. Gene Ontology annotation, molecular function: SNAP receptor activity. Bases 53 to 832 code for a protein of 259 amino acids. The record is from RefSeq and is a predicted model, not a curated record.
CCCAAGAUGGCGGCCCCGCCCGGACGUGUCCGCGCGGUGCUUCCCGCCCGCCAUGGCGGCGACGCGGCUGGAACUGAACCUGAUGCGGCUGCUGAGCCGGUGCGAGGCGCUGGCGGCGGAGCGGCGGGACCCGGCGGAGUGGCGGCUGGAGAAGUAUGUGGCCGCGCUGGAAGUCAUGCUGCAUGAGCUGAAGCAGCAGGCAGGCAAGCCUGCCCCAGAAUUGCUGAAUGAAUACUCACGCAAAGUGGAUUUCCUAAAGGGACUUCUAGAAGCUGAGAAAUUGUCUUCAUCAACUGAAAAGGCUCUGGCAAAUCAGUUCUUGGCCCCUGGACGUACCCCUACCACAACCAAAGAGAGAACCCCUGCUACUAAAACAGUUCAUCUGCAGACAAAGGCUCGCUGCACAGGCAAGAUGAGGAGCGAGCUGCUUGGUACGGACCCCCUGGCUAUCGACGAUUCUGAAGAGUUAAACAUCAGGAAACGGAAAGGCCUUGUGUCUGAUGAGAAGCAGUCAGCAGUCGAGCUGGAUGCCGUGUUACAGCACCACCAGGACAUGCAGGAGAAGUUAGCUGAAGAGAUGCUAAGUUUGGCUCGCAGUCUCAAAAACAACACUCUGGCUGCGCAGAACGUGAUAAAGCAAGAUAACCAGACGCUGUCGCACUCGCUCAGGAUGGCGGACCAGAACUUUGAGAAGCUCAAGGAUGAGUCGGACCGCCUUGAACAGCACGCGAAGAAAUCGGUCAAUUGGCUCCUGUGGAUAAUGUUAAUCGUAGUUUGUUUUAUAUUCAUCAGCAUGAUUCUCUUUAUCAGAAUCUUCCCCAAACUCAAAUGACAUUUCUUUUCCUCAAAGUGCCCCAAUGCUGUUGGAAAGCCCAGUUGGUAUGGCAGUCAUCAGCGAUCCGUUCCUCUCCACCCAUCCUGUCUGUACAAGGGCUGCUAGGUUCAGUGGAUGGUUUUGCGGGCAGGCUUUCUACACAUGGAUAUUUGGUUCCUUCUUUUAUAUUGUUUCCCACGAAGGAGAGAACUGGGAUAAAGUUGACAAUUUACACUGAGCUGCUAAGAAGUUCAUUAGUGGAGAGAUACAGUCCUGGGUUUAAUGCUGCUGUGGCACACGUUAUGAUCCCUAAAAGGCAUUUACUCAAUAUGAGUAUCAGUAGCAGUUGAAGUCUUAGAGUUUUUCCUGUCUCCACGGCUUUACGGUACUGAGGUGGGACCCUGCUGCCAACAGGAUAUUUAAUUACACCCUUAUUACGUACAUAGCUGUAGGGUGCAGGAGAGAAUGCUGCCACAGAGUUGCUCAGGUUCAGACUAUCGACAGGUAAAGCUUUUCUCGCGCUUACCUUUUCCCCCGAUGGGUAUUUGGGACUGGAUUUGGCAGUCUUCUGCUCUUUAGUCUUGGUAUAGAAGGGCUCGAGUUGCCUCCUGCUGCGAUGUUUGCCUCCCUUUCUGUACGUGCAAAUGUUCUCACUUGCUCAUUGUCUGUUCUGUUAGUGUUGUUGCAUCAACAAAACACGGUGACCCUGGCACUGUGGAGCUGUACGUGCAGUACCCUCCGUGUGGCACAGACCUCACCUGCACAAACACUUUUUCGCUGUAAGAUGAGGGCAAACGAAGCUGAAAAAAUAAUAAAAAAACCCCAGCCUUUCCCUUUUGAGACAAAUGAUUCCGGUUGGGCGUGUUUGUGUCAGACUCGUAUUCUGAGGAGGUCACUGUAAUAAAGCAGAGAUGGGAUAAACGAGAAUGAAUUUAAAGCACUACUACUGCUAGAACUAUUUGGAGCCUGCAGUUAAACCAGUUUUUUUUGUGACAGCAUAAGAGAUGUUUUUAAGUGUUUGGGAUAAGCUAAAAGCAAACCCUUCUGCAUCAUCCACGCUGUCGUUGCUGGAAUCUUGGUUGGAAGGUGCUGCCAUUGAGGUGUGGACAGUGUUUGACUGUUGCCAUCCCUGUGGUUCUCUGGACUCCCAAGGGGCUUUCGGAGCUCUGGGAUCUGCUCUGCAGCCCUGGGCAGGGCAAUGUGGGUCAGCACCAUUUGUCAUAAGGAUUGAGCACAUGGGAGAGUCCGAGUGCUGCUUUGAUCGUGUCCUGAAGAUGCGUUGCUCUUUCAGAGUUGUUCUUUGUUCGUUACAAAAACAGCUGUGUUAAAAACGUUCGCUGUCCUCAGUACACGAAGUAUUUCAGUUCGUUUUUCCGGCUGUUCGCAGUGCCGUGUGCCAUGCAGUCAUGGUUUAUCACGUGGGGGGUUGUGCUCGGGAGCACAGCUCUUUCUUCCAGCACACAUCCAUGUAAACACUCAUUCUGUUUGAGCAAACUUAUUCCUUCGCUUGAGCUUUAUAGACAUUUACAGUUGUAGCAAACCAUUUAUAGACACCUCUGUUUUUCCCGGUUGUUUUCCCUCAGCUGUGAUGUUUGACGUUUCACUGCGCUUCAUUAGCAAAUGCUGUGUCACCAAAUUAUUUUUUAAUUCUGAUUGUUUACUGCUCUCUCUGCAGGCGUUUCGGCGCCGAGCUCCGCUCUUAGAGCAGAGGUUGGAUGUAACACUGGGAUGGUCUUGUGCGUGAGAUGCUGGAAUGAUACAACAUUAAUGCUUCAUUGUCUCUAAUACUUUCCCCCUUUAUCACUUGAAAUAAAUCCUUUUUCUAGCUUGCAAAAGCCUUGAUGCCUCAUUGCAGACAAAUUUGAAGCUGAAUGUGGCCAUCAGCUAUGUGUUGGCCAUAAUUUUUUGG